This is a messenger RNA of Conger conger (European conger), 1944 nucleotides long. It is a transcript of the gene olig1, whose product is annotated as oligodendrocyte transcription factor 1. Lineage: Eukaryota; Metazoa; Chordata; Actinopteri; Anguilliformes; Congridae. Gene Ontology annotation, molecular function: protein dimerization activity. Bases 508 to 1230 code for a protein of 240 amino acids. The record is from RefSeq and is a predicted model, not a curated record. The transcript is spliced from 2 exons.
GAGUACUUUUACAACUUAAAGAAUCUCUGAAGCAUAUUUUAUUUUUUCAUGCCGAACGUUUGACUCGUUGUCUUUGCCUUGGACCAGAUACUAGAAUCCAUCAGUAGCAGGUCGAUUACAGGUAGAUGUAUUUUAAAGGUGUCUAUAAGAGGAAGUGUGGACAUUCAACGCAAACUACUGCAGGAAUCGGACCAAAAAGGGAGGACUCUAUGGAAGAUCCAUUACAAAGGCCCUCUCGCAGAAGUCGACUUUGCAAAGUGCUGCUGCAAUUUUAAAAAUUAAAGGACCUGUUGGACACUCACUCGGAGCAGCUGUGGGAAGAUGGCACUCAGUCACUUUGGGAAAGCAUCAGCUCUUUGCUAACUUAUCUGAAGGAACAUCAGCCGGCACCUUGGCUACCCACAGUCCUUUGCUCCAAGCCAUCCUGGCGUGGUGCGUUCGCUGCGUGCGUGGCCCUGCGCAAACCUGCCUCGAACGUUCCCAGACAGACUCCUUGCAGAACUGGCCAUGAGCAGCCAGAUCGUACCAAGCGUCGGGGACUCCAGUCUCCUCCCCCCUCGACAGGACCCGAGCCGGGGGGAGCUGGAGGGGCCAGGGGAGGAGGAGGGGUACGAGGGCUACCCCCAGCACGGGGGCGGCAGGGGGCCGCUGAGGCCCGGGGGGAAGCCCCAGCGGGAGCUGAGCCCCACGGAGCAGCAGGAGCUGAGGAGGAAGAUCAACACGCGGGAGAGGAGGAGGAUGCAGGACCUGAACGUGGCCAUGGACGCGCUGCGGGAGGUGAUGGUGCCGUACUCCUCCCCCGGAGCCCAGAGCCACGCCCACGCGGCCCCGCCCGGCCGCAGGCUCUCCAAGAUCUCCACGCUCAUCCUGGCGCGCAACUACAUCCUGCUGCUGAGCUCGUCCCUGCAGGAGAUGCGCAGACUGCUGGGGGAGGUGAGCGUGGGCGUGGGGGCCACAGUAGGGGCCACAGUGGGGGCCACGCCCGCCCCCAGGCUGCUGCUCACGGGGAGCUGGCCCUUCUUCACGCCCAGCCAGCUCCUCCUGGCCUCCGACUCCCUGCUCGCCCCCAGCAAGUGCCCCCUGCUGCCCGGCCCGGCCGAGGAGCCCCUGCUGCCCCCCCUCCACUGGGGCUCCACGGGGGCGGCCCCCGGAGGCCAGCUCUGCUCCUGCGGGGUCUGCAGGCUCCCCCGCUUCAGCCACAGCGGCCCUGUACCCCGCUUCCCCAAAUAACGGCACCGUCCCCCCCCGCACGGGGGCUUCUCGCUCGGACUCUGUACCGACCCGUUCCUCGCGGGCUAUGUGGUUCCUUCACCCUCCAUUACACUAACCGCUUUUGGACAUUUUUAGUUGAAGAUAAAUAGGCUGUUUUCAUUUCAGCAAGAGCUGUAGUAAAGUUCUGAAGGUGAGUCCACGCUUUGAGAAUGAAUACAAUAACACAAGUAGAGGUUAUUAUGGCUCCAUGAGGGAAAUGCAAAUAUGUAUGUUUGUAUAUUCAUAAUGUAAGGGCCCCAAAAAUGAACAAUAACAAUUUUACCAUCAAGGAUCUGCAAACUGGGCACGCUAAUUAGCACUGAGUCUGUCCUCAGUUCUAAUGUGACACACAGGUAUAAGACAGUAUGCUCACACUUCAGCAUAAUGUAAAUCUCGAUAUGAAAGCAUUAUUUGUGCUACAAAGGUUAGAUGUUGAUUUGAGGCAGUGCAUACAGUAUUUUGCACAUUUGGAGAUUCUAUGAAAAAUGUCUUAAAGAAUGCGGGUGACAUGAUUUAUAGUUUAUAGUUGACUUUAUACAUAUAGUAUAGUAAAAUCUACCCUAAUGUAAUAUUAACAUUAAAUUAUUCACUGAAACCAAUAUUAUUGAUGUCACUGAGGUAUUUUUUUCUGAAUAAAUGCAAUUGUAAAAUUCUGCAACUAUGUUCCUAGAGUAAACACUUGAACUACACAAA